UUAGGGACAUUAGGAAGAUGGCGGCUGCCCCGCUCUACUGUGUCUGCCGGCAGCCCUAUGAUUUUAACCUGUUUAUGAUCGAAUGUGACAUUUGUAAAGACUGGUUCCACGGCAGUUGUGUUCAGGUAGUGGAGCACCAUGCUGCUGAUAUCGAUGUUUAUCACUGUCCCAACUGUGAGCCCAUCCAUGGACCCUACAUGAUGAAAAAGCGCAAAAACUGGCACAGGCAUGACUACACUGAGCCAAAUGAUGGCACACGUCCCGUUCAGGCAGGAACUGCUGUGUUUGUACAGCAACUCCAGGCCAGGAGCUUUGCCAGUGGCCAUGAGAUUCUGGUGCCAAUGCAGGGGAGCCAGGUGACCCAGCGCUACCUGGAGAGGGAGGGCUUCCAUUACCCCAUAGUGGUCCAUGACCUGGAUGGACUGGGGCUUAAACUGCCCCCUCCCUCGUUCUCUGCCAGCGAUGUGGAGCAUUACGUGGGUGCAAAUAAAGUCAUUGACGUGAUUGAUGUGGCAAGGCAGGCCGACAGCAAGCUCAAGCUGGGAGAGUUUGUGAAAUAUUACUACCAGCCAGAACGACCAAAAGUGUUGAAUCUCAUCAGCCUGGAGUUCUCCGAUACAAGGAUGGGCGAUUUGGUGGAGGUUCCUGAAAUUGUGCAGAAGAUGUCCUGGGUGGAGAACUACUGGCCCGAGGACUCGUUCUUCCCCAAACCAUUUGUGCAGAAGUAUUGCCUCAUAGGGAUGAAAAACAGUUACACGGACUUCCACAUCGAUUUUGGAGGAACUUCAGUGUGGUAUCAUGUUCUCUGGGGAGAAAAGAUUUUCUACUUGAUCAAGCCGACUAAGGCUAACCUUGCACUAUAUGAGUCCUGGAGCUCAUCACCCAAUCAGAGCGAAGUAUUCUUCGGGGAUAAAGUCGACAAGUGUUACAAAUGUGUGGUGAAGCAGGGCACUACCAUCUUCCUCCCCCCUGGUUGGAUCCAUGCGGUGCUCACUUCUCAGGACUCCAUGGCCUUUGGUGGGAACUUCUUGCAUAACUUAAACAUAGGCAUGCAGCUCAGGUGUUAUGAGAUGGAACGCAGACUGAAGACUCCAGAUCUCUUUAAGUUCCCAUACUUUGAGGCCAUCUGCUGGUAUGUGGCCAAAAACCUUCUGGAGACCCUUAAAGAGCUGCGGGAGGAUAAAUGUCAACCUCAGGGUUAUCUAGUGGACGGAGUGAAAGCUUUAAUCUCAUCACUGAAGACAUGGCUGAGGCGGGAGUUGACUCAACCCAACAGUGAGGUUCCAGACCAUAUCAGGCCAAGCCGACUCAUUAAAGCUCUGACCCAGGAGAUCCGCUUCCUGGAGGGUGAAUCAAAUAAAGCAGGAAAAUCUCAGGGAAGUGCUGAGUGCUCUGUAUCACGCUCAUCACUGGAGAAGGGAUAUCAGGCACAUCGGGCCGCUCGGUGGAUACGAGACCACCGUCAUCGACACCACCUUCAUCAUCAUCAUCAUCACAGCCGCAAGCUGCCCUCUAACUUGGAUGUCCUGGAGCUUCACACGCUGGAGGUUUUAAAGAGACUGGAGGUCGGGCCUCCUGAGGUGGACCCAGCCUUCAGCUCCAAAGUGAACGGCAAGUUCAAGAAGGUGUCUGCAGUAGCUGUUGAGGGCGCUCAUGACAACGCCCUGCGCCUGGUGCUGUGUAAUGGCAAAAUUAUGCGGGAGAGGUUUCCUGUCAGUAAUGUGGCAGCCAAAGUCACUGCAGUGGAAAUGUUGCAGUUCCAUCAACACGGGAUCAAACUGGAAAGGAUGUCGACGUGCCAACAAGAAAAAGGGACAAAAGAAAAGCGAGAGGAUGAAUUAAGACUACACUGCACUAUCAAGAAACCAGUCAAUCACAGCCUAGCUGUGCAGACAGAGCUCAGGACAGAGUCGCCACAUGUCACGUCUUCAGACAGUGAUUCGGAGUCCGAAGCUGAAGAUUCGCCUGAGAAACGCUCCGAGUCGGAGAGCUCUGAGGAAGAGGAUGGAGGAAGCACGAGAGACUCAGGGAGUUUUGUGGAGCAUCUGAGCGGCCUGCAGCGCGGCCACCAUAAGCAAGCGCUUAAGCGAGAACGUCCUACCUCACCGAGCACAGAUGAUGCCAUUCAGGGCAUGCUGUCGAUGGCGGGGCUGCUGUGUCAGCGGGCGUCAGCAGGGGGCGAUAUGUUACAGCAGCAGCAGCACUGGUGGUCCAGUCAGGGGAACAGCAGCAGCAGCAGCAGCAGCAGCAGCAGUGACGCCUGGGACAGCAGUGAACCCUGCUCCGCAGCCCGCAGCCCCGAGGGAGAGGACGGGAGUCUCGGAGAGGAGGAUUCAUAUAGAGAGAGCUCACUUUCUCCUCCCCUCCACCCCUCCAAAAGACACGCCCCCAACCCCACACCCAUCAGCAACCAGGCCACUAAAGGAAAGCGUCCUAAGAAAGGACAGGCGACGGCUAAACAGAGGUUUGGGAAGAUGUUAAAAAUGAACCACCAUAAAGGCUUAUUCCUGUAGCAUGACGGAGGAGAGAAUCAACACCGCUGCUUUUCUUUAUACGCUGGGAUUAUUAUCACACACAGUUCUCUUACUCACUGUGCACGUUUAGGUGACAGGGUAUGUUUAACAGCUCACUUUUAUUUCACCAAUCACACAUAAUACGACACAUUAUCCAUCAGCACAGGGAAACUGCUUUACUUCAACAUUAACAGUUUCAAGAGGAAGCACAGAAACGGAUAGUCGGAGGUCCUCUCCCCCACCCUACCUCUUAUCACAUCUGUAGCAUGAGUGUCCAGGCCCUCUACAGCCCUGACACUGGUCUUCGGAUUCCCCUCAAGUCAUUCUCAAUCUGCCUAUUUCUCUCUCCUUUGAUCGUCUCAGGCUGAUGUAUGAGCUUUUGAAAUGGUGCUGGACGUUUAGAAGUCCUUCUCCAGUUCCCCUCUGCCCCUUUAAGCAAUAAUUGUACAGCAUUGAGUGUUGAAUUGACGAUUUAGUGGGCCGCACUUUUAGGAUGCGCAGGAAGUCCUCUCAAAGUGGAAAGUAUUGUACAACCAUCAAAAGAAAUCCAAAAAAGUGGCAAAGAUAUAACAUGAUUCGACUGUUUAUACUACAUUAAUUCUCCGGUGGACUUAAAUAGGCGAUUUAAAGGAAUAUUCUGAGGUACUUUUUGUAUACUGUUCAAGUUCUGCUGAGGAAAAUACAUUGGAGUUGUACCUUGUUUUGUAAAAACAAAACGUUUAAUUUAGAAAGCAUUUUUUAACUUAUCUUCCGAAAGCUAGUGAAAUGUUGCGUUUACACUGGAAAAGAAAUGGAUGAAAAUGCGUUGCCACACGUUACUUUGCCUUUGUCUAGUGGCCACAGAGAGGUACUGCAUCCUGAAGCGCCGCGUCUGAAAUACUGUUUGUGAUGUAGUUUGCGAGGACUAAAUAUGCUCAUGAUCUUUCGCUCAUUCUGCAUAAUUUAUGUUCUAUUUUGUUAGCUUUGACUUUUUUUGGUUGACUGGGUAACUUAUUUAUUAAUUUCAAAGAUAUAAGGAUUUAUAUUGCAUUGAGUUUCCUGUUUUUUUUUUUUUUUUUUGCAUUGAAUAGUUUUGUAAAUAGGAGUCUAAUUUUGAAUGUUGCCGAUUCCAGAGGAAUGAGCUUUUGUUUAGCUUUAUGGAUUUUGUCGUUAACACAUUUAAUGCUACUUAAAUCUGAAUGACUUUUCCUGUUCAGUUUACCUCUGAAAUGUUUUAGUUUGUUUGAAUCAUGUCGCUUUAUGUUGACUUUCUGACCUGUUGAAGCGGGACAAAAGAAUUUCAUCGGGAACAACAAAGUGGUGCUCGCGUGUGAAUUUCUUAGAGAGGCUAUGAAACGUUUUCUCAGGGAACAUCGUACAGGUGACAUCUUUGAAUUCAUCACCAGCACUGGCAUACAGUCUCGUUUUAUACUCGUUUCCACAAGUUUGCCAACAAAUGUAUAUAUAUUCCCAAUACUUUUACUUUAUUCUUGUUUUUGUUUUAUUUUGUCUGGUGGACGUAAAUCCCAGAUUCAGAACAAAAUUGUGUCCCGCUGUGAAGUAUAUAUUACAGAAAUAUUCUUGAGUUUGUUGGACUUUGUGCAUGGAGCGGCACCAACAGAUUAUGAUCAGCUAUCCUCGACUGUUGUGGAAGAGGUCUGUUGGUUUAAAAAGCAAAUGCACUAUUUUGGAUAAAUAGGCUCAGGCUUUGUUACCGUUUUGAGUUUUGGUCUUGCGCAUGUGUUUUAUGAAAGAAAAAAAAAAAGUUUCUCUGUUUUUGUUCACUAACCUUUGAUAUAGACAAGCACCCUUACAUCUUUCUCCUUCAUAUUUGAUCAGUGGAGCUGGUUUUCAGACAGGUUUCCUUUGCUCUGACGCAUUCAUUGUACAGUAUUUAUUAAUCUCUAGCAUUCAUUUCCCUUUUCAUCUGUGGUAUAGACUCAAUGUCGCUGUGUUUUAAGAUGCUGUGUUCUGUUCCCCAGAGUUCUCGAUGAAAGUUUUGGAUGUGAUGGAAUUUCUCCAAUGCAAUUUAUUUAAUUUUGUAGAUCACACUGUCCCCUCGACUCCCCCCUUUACCAAAUGUUAAGUGAUAAAACACUGUUCUGACAAA
Molecule: messenger RNA, 4602 nt
Organism: Carassius auratus (goldfish)
Lineage: Eukaryota; Metazoa; Chordata; Actinopteri; Cypriniformes; Cyprinidae
Product: lysine-specific demethylase 7A-like
Exons: 18
Coding region: 18-2513 (831 amino acids)
Source: RefSeq, a predicted model, not a curated record